Molecule: messenger RNA, 1736 nt
Organism: Ruditapes philippinarum (Manila clam)
Lineage: Eukaryota; Metazoa; Mollusca; Bivalvia; Venerida; Veneridae
Exons: 6
Coding region: 95-715 (206 amino acids)
Cellular component (GO): cytoplasm
Source: RefSeq, a predicted model, not a curated record
CCGGUUUCUUUGGAAGAACGGAAGGAAAACAUUUGGUAGUCUUCAACCAUAAAGUGAACAAGCCCUUGCGUGACUUGGAAUAUUUUGUUUUGACAUGGCUGCCCACACAACAACAGGACGUGCUCGUGAGAUACUUGACGAUGAAUCACUGGCUGAGGAGAAACUACUAGAAGAACUUGAAAAUGAGGAGAUCCCAGCACACAUCCGAGAAGCAAGGCUUCAAACCCUCAAGCAACAGGCUAGUCAGUUCCGAAAUAUGCACGAGAAAGGAUAUGGUAGAUACAGUGAACUAGAAGAUGCAAAAGCAGUUCUGGAUUUAACAACUGGUGAAGAAAAAUGUGUGGUUCAUUUCUUCCAUGAAGAUUUCAGAAGAUGUGCAAUAAUUGAUUCUCAUUUAAAGAAAUUAACAGAACAGUAUUUUGAAACAAAAUUUGCAAAAAUAAAUGUUGACAAGGCAAAAUUUCUAGUGGAGAAAUUAAAAAUCCGGGUUCUCCCAGCAGUGUUAUGUUUCAAGAAAGGGAUUGUUGUUGACAGAGUUGUUGGUUUUGAUGAACUUGGUGGAUCUGACAACUUCCCUACCUCUGUUUUAGAGAAACGUCUCGGUUCUUCAGGUGUCAUAGAGUACACGGCAGAGGAACCGGAGAAAAAGACGAUAUUUGGAUACAGUGACACUCGUAAAAACAAUGACGAUGACAGUAGUGAUGAUGAUUAUUGAGCAAUGUACAUGUAUAUGUUAUAAAGUCUGUCACAUGAUGCAGGGAUCAAAGGACGGUCUUAAAUUUUUAUGGUGAUGAAAUGAUAAUGAUUGGACAAGUCUAUGUAUUCCAGCAAAAAAAAUUAUUUUCCCUUAUUUGUGCAAUGAGCUUGCCGUGCUCUGAAUUUAUAACUGACAAUUUUUUAAAGGAUUUUAAUAUUAAAAAUACUCAAAGUUUAAGCAUUAAGCAGUAAUGAGUUUGGUUUUGCUGCAGAUUUUUCAAGCUUGUGUUGUCAGGGUCUGUAAAAGUGACAUAGGCCUGUUGUUUUUUGGUGAGAGUUAAUAUCUUUGAGUUAAGUAAAAACUGUGUAUGAUUUUUAUUAAGAACAAUACAUUUCUUAAGAAUUCAAUUAAUGUUGAUUUUGUUUAAAGUUGUUUGACCAAUGAAAAAGUACAGAAAUCUGAAUAUGCAGGGCACAAUAUUGACUAGAUACUCGAGAUGUUGUGGUCUGAAAGAUCAUUUACACAAGAUGUUCAUUGAAAAUCAUUUUCUUUAAUAUUGUGAGGUGUGCCUAAAUUUUGUUACCUCAUAAAGAAGACUCAGCAGAUUGAUAUUGAAACCAUUUAGUGAUUGAUGUAUCGAAAACACAUUUUGAUGUAAAUUUAGAACAAUAUUAAAGGACAGUAUAAAAUCUCGCUUUUUCUCUCAACAUCAAUGAAUAUGACUUGUGAUGAUUUGCCUUUCUUAAAAAGAGAUUUUAAUAUGAAAAUACUGACCAGUCUAUAGUAUAAAACCUGGUCAAACUGCAUGCAUUUGCAGGCUGCCCUGGCUCAAUACUGAUUAUAUAGAUAAUUUAUUGUAAUCACUGCCUGCUUUUAAAGGGGCUAGUUAAGAAUACAUCAUCUAUAUUGACAGUGUUUAUGUAUUAUAUUAUUGAAAAUUAAGGACUUGAUCAUUGUGAUAAUUAUCUGUAAUUUGCCAUUUAUUUAUUUUACAUUUUGGUACACUUUUUUUAAAAUGAAAAUAAAAAUGAUGAAUAAC